Messenger RNA from Ectocarpus sp. CCAP 1310/34, 708 nucleotides. The record is from the annotation of a GenBank genome assembly. Lineage: Eukaryota; Phaeophyceae; Ectocarpales; Ectocarpaceae.
ACACGCUUGGAGGACCGGGUAGAUCCAAGCUGCUCUGUGGCUCCUAACCGAAGCACACAGCCAUCACACAGCUGCUUGGUGGCUGGCAGUCCAUUCCGUGCUAGCUCAUGGCAGUAAAGCAACCGUCUGUGCUACAGCAGUAAUAGCCUGAAGCCGAGUAGCCUGGCAGCAGCCCCGCGGCUGUUGUGUAUGUACAUUGCUGGUCUUGCCAAUCCCCCCCUCCCCCUGAUUGAACUAGCGGAUUACGAGGAUACCACUAGACCACCGGGGCGACCGGUGUAACAUUACACAGACAGACGCGAACGCCUUAAGGCUANCCUCCGCAGAUCGCGGCGAAAAACCAACCGCCGUGCCCGGCCCCCGGAGGCAGUUCCUAGCCACACACAACACACCUCACCCACGCACCACACGACGGUCAUCAUGCUGGGGAAUGGCAAACAUUACAAAGACGCGAAAGCCUUAAGGCUAGAUGUGGCGGCCAUGUUCUCGGCAGCUGGCCGUAGCUUUCAUUCCGGGAAGGGAGGCGGCAGGCAGAAGAAGUACAUCUGCAAUGGCGCCGCAGGAGGAUGCCAGGCGACCGUGCGCGCCUACAGGCAGAGGUCGGAAGAGUGCAAGGUGACGUCACACGUGGCCAAUCGGCUCAUCGAAAAUGAAAAUGUUAUAUACGACACCGGUGUCGUAUAUAACACUACCGUUGUAAAAACCUGA